Messenger RNA from Carassius auratus (goldfish), 5213 nucleotides. RefSeq names its product microtubule-associated protein 1B-like. Gene Ontology annotation, biological process: regulation of microtubule depolymerization; microtubule cytoskeleton organization; dendrite development. Gene Ontology annotation, cellular component: cytosol; synapse; microtubule. Bases 43 to 4083 code for a protein of 1346 amino acids. The transcript is spliced from 7 exons. The record is from RefSeq and is a predicted model, not a curated record. Lineage: Eukaryota; Metazoa; Chordata; Actinopteri; Cypriniformes; Cyprinidae. Gene Ontology annotation, molecular function: microtubule binding; actin binding.
CAAACGAUCCAUCCGCUCGCGACUCCGUGUAAACUUUGCAUCAUGGCGUCGGAGCACAGUGGCGAGUUGGCAAGCAUGGAGAGCUCCAGCCGAAGCGCUCGAGUCGGCUUCUGCAGCGACAAGUACUCUCUGCUGGUCGUUGUGGGACAGCCCGGUCCGGCCGGGUUUGUGGAUUUACUGGUGUCAGAGAUUGACAGAGGUAUUCGCUCCUGGGACAUCGACUUGACCGCCUGCAAUAUAGACCAACAGCUGAAACUCUUUAUUUCAAGACACUCGGCGUCCUUCUCUGAAGACCUCAAAGGACAGAAGACCCUGCAGCACAGUGGGGAUGUGCUUGAGACCAAAGUGAUAGUCAACCCAUCUCAUGAUUUGGUUUGUUCAGAGGUUCGUCGUCUCAUUUCCGAUACGUCUCUUCACAAGCUGCUAAUUCUUGCUGGCCGAUGUGUUGAAGACAUUGGAGACCUUGUGUUACAAAUAGGGUCUUUUUCAUUAAAUGACUUUAUCCACAUAUUUACAGAUGAAGAGAUUGGAGAUCUUCUCACCUCUGCAGACCCUUCUCAGAAAGCCAGCCUAACUCUGAUCUGCCCCGAAUCUGGGAUGUGGAAAUGUUCUCAGUUAGAAAAACAUAAUUUGCAAGAUUAUAUUGAAAUUAAAACCAACCCUCCGUUAGUGCUCCCAGAAAUGGAGGGCCUUCAGGAGUUUACAGAGUAUUUGUCAGAGUCUCUUGAACCUCAGCUGCCUUUUGACUUGCUUGAGGCACCUAGUACAGUUGGCUUCCUAAAACUGUCCCGUCCCUGCUGCUAUGUGUUUCCUGGAGGAAGAGGUGGCUGUGCCUUCUUUGCUGUGAAUGGUUUCAAUGUCUUAGUCAAUGGGGGGUCUGAUACUCGGUCUUGUUUUUGGAAACUGGUGAGACAUCUAGACCGAGUGGACUCAGUAUUGCUCACCCAUGUCGGUGUGGAUAAUCUACCUGGUAUAAACAGCCUACUUCACAGAAAAGUGGCUGAACAACAAGAAGAGGAGUCCGCUGGAUCACAGAGCAAUGAAGACUGGCAGAGGAAUCGGAUAUCUCCUGAAAUAGGGGUUGUAUUUUUCAAUGCUUCACAAAGACUUAAAACAUUACAGAGUGACUCCAGGGUCCUUCGAAAUUUUGAUCAGGGUUCCCUAACAUUACAACAUUUAGAAAGCUUGUCAAUUUUUCCAAAACGGCUCAGUCGCUCUGCUGGGCCAGCUGUCGAGCCGGUAACUCUUUUCCAGAAGAUGGGUGUAGGUCGACUAGAUCUUUAUGUACUCAAUCCAGUCAAAGGUAGCAAAGAACUAGAGGCUUUCCUGCAGACUUGGCCUGCUGGCACUCAGAAUAUAAAGACCUCAGAAAUCCCUCUAGAGUGUAUGGUGUCCAUUUGUGCACUGUUGGUAUGGCAUCCAGCUAAUCCUCAAGAAAAGAUCAUUCGUGUUCUGUUUCCUGGGUGCACACCAGAAUCCAAGAUCUUCGAGGGUUUGGGGACAUUAAAGCAUCUAGAGUUCCUCAAACACCCGGUAGUUAGUUUGAAAGACCUUGAGGCAUCAAAACUGGAUAAACAGCCAAAGCGUGCUGAGAGCAAGGAAAGCCUUAAGAGUAUUUCCAAAGAGUCUCGAUCUGGUAGUGCUUCACUCAAAGACAAGGUAAGCAAAGUAGAUUUGAAAAGGCAAGACACUAAGACAAAGAUUAAACCCACUAAUGACACGGUUUCAAAAGAAGGGAAAGAGGGUGAGGAAAAAGCAAAGCCAAAAGAUGAUGGGAAAGAAAGAACUUCUAAGCCUGAAAAGCAAGUGGCUAAGAAAGAACCUGCUAAAGAUGAGAAAAAGGAAGUUAGGAAGAAAGAGGAAAGGCCACCAUCAAGUAUAGCGAAGAAAGAUGAGAAUGUAGAGAAAAAGAAAGAACCCUUGAAAAAAGAUCUUGGUGCAAAGCCCAAGAAAGAUAUUAAACCUGAUUUGAAAAAGGAGAUUAAGAAAGAGGUCAAACCAGAAGACAAAAAAACUACCAAAACUCUUGGCAAGGAUGUUAAGAAAGCCACUGGAAAUUUGCCAGGCAAUGUAGAGGCAAGAAAGACAGUUGGCAAGAUUGGCUCACUAAAGAAAGAUUUGAUGCUCCCUAAAAAGGAUCCUUUGACCAAAGGGAAGCCAAAGCCAGACAAAAAGGAGCCUGACAAACCCUCAAGUGCAGUCCAGUCAAAGACCUCUACAUCUGAGGACAUUACUGCCCAGUUGGAAAAGUUGGGGAUGGAGAAUGAACAUGGGCCAUUGGAGGAUGUUGAAGGCAACCAUGUGAGCUCAAGAACACAAUGUACCUCUGAGAACAAUGACAAGCAGGUGAAUGACUCUACAACAGGUACUGAUGAAAGUCCAGAGAAGUUUCGCAGUAUGGAUGAGGCCCCUGGCUCAAACAGUGGUAUUGGACUUCCCUCCCCACUUGCAAAGUCUCUUAAGAGUGAGAAAAGUGUUAAUUUUGAUAUGACACCAACGGAGCUUGAUGGAUGCCUCAAAGACAAUGUCUGUACAAGCUCGGAUGAAAAAACCCUUGAGUUAUUUUCCCCCACAGACUCUGGGAAGAACAGUUCAGGCCAUUACCCACAAUCCCCUGACAAUUCUUCUCGAGUCUCUGGAGAAGAUUGCAAGUUAGGUCUCAGGAGCUGCAAAAACUCAAUGCCAAUUUGUUCAAGAAGCAAUAUAGAAAACGGCUCCAUAUCAUCACAAGAUAGACAAUCAAGCUUUCUCUCCUCAAUUUCUCUUAAAGACACUCCCAGUAUCACUUCCUUUCCUGCAGAAGUUGGCUCUCCACAUUCCACUGAAUUAGAUGAUUCAUUAUCGGUUUCCUUCGAACAAGUGCCUGCUUGUCCUUCACAGGAUGUGUUGGGCAGCUUGGCAUACACUAAUGGGCAUUUAGCAGACCGUGACCCCAAAACAGAUAUGUCUUUACCUUUAAAAACAUCUCAUAAUAGUCACCACGCAUAUGAUGAAUCAGAGAAUCACCUCUUUGGACCACAGAUUGACAUCCUUCCACAUGAUGUUGAUCUAUGUCUGGUUUCUCCCUGUGAGUUUAAACAUUCCAAAUCUCCAGAGGACCAACAGGGGCUCUCUUCGGAGGUUGCUGCCCCAAGUCCUGACCACUCUCCUGAGCCAGUUAGACAGCCCUACCAGUGCAGUAGUAGCGGUCAUCAGUCUCUGGAAGGUCAGGAGACGACGUCCUCUGUCAGUGUCUCUCUCAUCUCGGUUUCUGAUUCUGAUGUGCCACCAGCCACUGAAGAGUGUCCCUCCAUUACUGAGGACUUGGACUCUGAUGAGGACCCUAGUGACAUCUUUCCACCACACCAUCCUCAUGACCAUCCUAGCAGUCAUUCGGUACACCACAAUUCCCAGCGUGUCUCUGAAGAUCCUCCACCUGCCCCAAUGAAGGAUUUACCACCACUGCCACCGCAACCUGGUGCCUGCAUGGCUGACCCAGAGGCUGAUGGUCAGGGUAGCUCUUCCAAGAAUGUAAUAUCAAAGACCAAAAAAACAGCAACUGUGUCCACAAAGACUUCAUCUGCAAACAUUGUAACACAGGGUGGAAAGACAAAGACUGGUGCUCAGGUGUCCGCCAGUGGAACUAUUCGACCAACAUCCAGUCUGGACACCAGACCUGCAUCCCGCAAUGCUGUUAGCGGAUCUAGACUAGUGCCUUCAAAGUCCUCAUCCAGUUCUGUCAGUGCAAAUUCAAGUUCAGUACCCAUCUAUUUGGACUUGGCAUAUUUGCCCUCUGGCUCAGCAGCUUCCACUGUCGAUGUGGAGUUUUUCCGGCGCCUCCGUUCGUCCUGCUAUAUAAUUAGUGGAGAUGAGCCGCACAAGGAAACAGUCAUGAGGUCUAUUCUCAACUCUCUUCUAGAGGGCAAAGCAUCCUGGCCAGAUGUGCAGGUGACUUUGAUCCCCACCUUUGAUUCGCUGACUAUGCACAGCUGGUACCAGGAGACCCACGAGCGACAGAGAGAUCUAGCGAUCACGGUACUUGGGAGCAACAGCACCGUAGCCAUGCAGGACGAGACCUUCCCAGCAUGCAAAGUGGAGUUUUAAAGACACCUGAAGAACCACACCUCUGCCUGUCACUAGAGCACUUCUGUUCACUCUCACAACAUUGUCUCUCAUUUUCUUCACACAUUUUUACCUUGAGCAGCAGAAUGAAGCAUGUCAGAUGAAUUGAUCAGGACCAUCUGUAAUGUUAACUUCUUCGCUAGCUGCUUAUUAAAAUGUGGUGGAUUCUGUGUGAACAGGGUUGACAGUGUUGCCAUUUUUUCUUUUUUUAUGCCUAUUUUUAGCAGUUUUAACUUUUGUCCGUGUUAUUUUAUUCGUUGCAUUUUUGUUGAUUAUCUAGCAUGUCUCAACUGAACGAUUUACCAUACUUCAUGGUCCUACACACACAUUUUGCACAGUUUAGAAAACCAUGGCAGAAUAAAGAUAGACAUCUGGGUUACACUUGAUGUCUGUAUUCCAGUGUUUCACUGUACAGAUCCUGCACUAAAUCAUGAAGUGUUUUUCUUUCUUUCCUUUCACCUUCAGCAAGUUUGUUUUCUUUUAGGGUGAAAAUUAAGGCAAUUAAAGUGUAAUGUUUUGUUUGCCAGAACUGAACCACCUUUGUCAAUAAAUGAGCAGAAACUGAGCUAUAGCAGCUAGAUAAACACUUCAUUAGAUUUUCAGAUUAAAACAUACAGCGGAAAGUGUGGUUUCAAAAUGUAAGCAUGGUCAGAUUAUUUUAGUGCAUCAAAUGACUUCUGUGAACACUAUGUAGCAAAGUGAGUACUUUUGUGAAAAUAUAUAUAGUAAAAGCCAAGACAACAAUUUGAUUUUGCAUUUAUUGAGAGUGGAGAAUAUUAGUCUAUGCCUUUGUGUGUGUGUGUGUGUGUGUCUCAUUUACUUGGCCUAUAUGUGUACAAAGCUGAAUGCCUUUUUGUUCUUGCCAUCAUUGACAAACACUAAAGCAGACUGUUGUUCAUGACAAUUAAUUUGAGUUAUGAAUACUUUGUUGAUCACCUUGCUUUUCAGAUUUUUAUUGAAUGUCAUGAGACAAGCUCAACCAAUGUGUACAUUGUCACAGCAGUGGCUGCUAUACUUAAUAAUAAACUGUUGAAUUGUGAUUAGGUGGAGAUAUUUCCAUAAAAACAUUUUCUUAUUUGUUCGGACCGUAAAAAAAAAAAAAAAAAAAAAAA